CAAAUGGGCCGUAACCGAUGUCCUAUCUGCUACAGGCUUCAACCGCAUCAUGGUGUCGACAAUCAUGGCGCCCGCCCUCACGACUAUCGCUAAGGAGCUGAACAUGACCUCGGCCGAGUCUGCAAUGGCCUUGUCUAUUUACCUUCUCGCUACGGCUUUUGGUCCGCUCUUCAUUGGCCCACUUUCCGAGAUCUAUGGCCGACAGGUCAUUCUGCACGCCUCUAGCGUCUGGUUUCUCAUCUGGAACAUUGUCUGUGGUUUUGCAAAGACCAAGGAGGUCCUCAUUGCGUCUCGUUUUCUGGCCGGUUUUGGUGCUAGCUCCAUAUAUGCACUCGCUGGUGGAGUCCUUGGUGAUGUAUGGCGGCCGGAGCAGAGAGGACGCUCGCUGGGUAUCUACUUGCUUAUCCCGUUGCUUGGUGCAGCCGUUGGACCCAUAAUCGGCGGUUUCAUGGCGGCACGCACGACAUGGCGUUGGAUGUUUUGGUCUACGUCCAUAUUCCAGGUCGUAAUGAUCUUCGUAUCGCUUCUUACCUUCCGCGAGACGUUUGGCCCACUAAUUCUCCGGCGCCGAGCUGCGCGCCUUCGUCAUGAGACCGGCAAUCAGCGAUACUACACAGCCAGCGAGUGGCUAGAUAGCGGCAGGUCAACAUUCAAGAAACUCGGGCGAGCCCUCAGCCGUCCACUGCGCCUGCUGGUCUUCCACCCGAUCAUCCAAGUCGCGGCCAUUAUCUCUGCCUUCAAUUAUGGUCUCUUGUAUAUCGUGCUAUCCACCUUCUCUGACCUCUGGACGCAAUACUACCACCAGUCUGUAGAGAUCAGCGGCCUCCACUACCUCGUCAUUGCUGGGGGCGAGAUUGCCGGCUCGCAGCUCGGUGGACCUUUGAUGGACUUUCUCUACCGCCGGCGACAGGCUAAAAAUACCGCCACGGUACCAACACCAGAAUUCCGCAUCCCACUCAUGUUCCCGUGCGUCGUUUUCGCGCCCCUGUCGAUGCUCUGGUACGGAUGGAUGGCGCAGUAUCGGCUACACUGGGCAGCCGUCGAUGUAGGCAUGUUCGUCUUCAUGUUCGUGUCCCAGAUGGGAGGCAUGCCCUUGACCGCGUACAUUAUCGACUCCUAUCCAGACCAUACGAGCAGUGCUAUGGCGGCGACGCAGUUUGCUAAGAGCUUGACUGCGUUCCUCUUCCCGCUAUUUGCACCGCGGAUGUAUUCGGUGCUUGGAUACGGGUGGGCUAACAGCACUCUUGCAUUUGCGGGCUUGUUGCUGGGCAUCCCUGCGCCAGUGUUGAUGUGGAAGUAUGGCGCAAGGUUGAGGGCGAAAGCAGCCUCGAGUUAUUGAACGAACUUAUCAUUAUAAAGAAGAAGAGAGCAUCGGAAGAAUACCGACACUACACAGGGACGAAGACAUGAUGUUGGGCGGGCACGUGUGAGAGGCCCGAGCGCGUUUGGUAUGAUGCCAUUUUCAGGGUCCAACCUUAAAUGAGUCUAUAUAUUUCUGUUACUUUUAAACUCCUCCCAUACUAACGAAACAGCAUACAGAUGUAGGCCAUUCAGUCAUCCCGUAAAAAAUUGCGACCUUAUAGUAUAAGGCGCAGGGGUGGCUGAGCGGCCGAACUGUUUUGCCAUUUGAGAGUCAUGAGUUCAAGUGCUGCCGUAUGCGAUUCUUUUUUGAUCUCAUUUCGGUUCAGUAGAUACUGAAUACCUCUUCUCCGUUUUCGCGGUCUAUCCUUUCGACAGCUUCCCCUUUCAUCAACCCGUGUACAUAACACUCGCCCAGGAAUCGAUAUCCAGCUCCAGCAGGGCGAAGAAUAUAUGGCACUUUCCCGCCGA
Molecule: messenger RNA, 1830 nt
Organism: Mytilinidion resinicola
Lineage: Eukaryota; Fungi; Ascomycota; Dothideomycetes; Mytilinidiales; Mytilinidiaceae
Product: MFS general substrate transporter
Exons: 2
Coding region: 65-1339 (424 amino acids)
Biological process (GO): transmembrane transport
Molecular function (GO): transmembrane transporter activity
Source: RefSeq, a predicted model, not a curated record